AUGGCUCUCCCAAUCAACAGCCCAUCCCCACGCCUGGAUCGCUUCGAACAAGCGAUGGAAUCACUUUAUGGCAGUUUUACCAGCAUAACAGACCCAGCAAGCUGGAACCCACCACCAAGAUCAGGCGGCCACGGAGGUCGAUACCUAUGGACAGACGCCUUCGGCGUAGUUAACUUGUUGACAAUGCACAGCCAAUACAACAUAUCCAAAAAGCAAGGCGAAUGGGAUGACCGGUAUCUCGUGCUCGCAGACCGCCUGAUUAAUACUGUGCAUGAUGUCCUAGGUAGAACCCGUGACGGUGACUCCCGUCUGCCAGGAGCAACUGACACGAAUCCGCUGGGUGGUGGGUUGAGAAUCGGUAAGACAGACGAUCAUGGUCCAGAUGCAGAUGGACAAUAUCACCACUACCUGACUCUAUGGAUGUUUGCGCUGAACCGGAUGGCGAGAGCUUCCGGGAAUAUGGAAUACAACAGACAAGCUGUGAAACUGGCAAAAGCUAUUCAUCCAAAGUUCUUCGUCGGUCGUACCACAGCCCGCCCGAGGAUGGUAUGGAAAAUGAAUAUGAGCCUGACAAAGGCAUUGGUUGCAUCAGAGGGGAAUUUGGAUCCUAUUGAUGGAUAUGUUAUCUUUCGCCUGCUGCAGGCUUCAGCCGUUGAAGCCGGUGAUGGCGAGGUCUUGGCCGAGGAGAUUUCCGACUACAGACGUGUGAUGAAUCGUAAAGGAGAGCACUAUGUUUCCAGUGACCCGUUGGAUUUGGGAAUGACCUUGUGGUCUGCACAUUGGUUUUCCGAGCGAGAGCCUUGGGCUGCCGAACUAGCCAGGGGAUGUUUCGAACAAAUGUACAACCUAUUUGAGAUCAACCGCUACUUGGAGCGAAAUAUCAAGUUUCGCUUGGCUUUCCGUGAAUUUGGUGCCUGUAUGGGCAUAGAAUGCCAGGCCGAACAAGCCAACGAAAAAGAGAGCGCCGUUAAUCUAAAGACUUUCUCGACUGCUAUUAUUGCUGCUUGGGACCCAUAUAUGGAGCUCUCCAUCUCCGAUGAUCUGACCCCAGUGGACCUGAGGCCGAUCACUCGGGUGAUGUAUGCAGCUGCGUUGAUUCCGGGAGGUGAGUCAAGCCAAUCCGACCAGAUUCAAUCAUGA
This is a messenger RNA of Penicillium arizonense, 1140 nucleotides long. RefSeq lists its product as uncharacterized. The coding region runs from base 1 to 1140 and encodes 379 amino acids. The record is from RefSeq and is a predicted model, not a curated record. Lineage: Eukaryota; Fungi; Ascomycota; Eurotiomycetes; Eurotiales; Aspergillaceae. The transcript has 2 exons.